AUGAUCCACCGCGAAGUAGCCGAUGGUCUAGAGCGUCUUUGGAACGUAAGAGUAAACUGCAUAUGGGAAGCCGAUGAAAGUAGUCGCCAUGGAGAGGUUUAUAUAUUCGACCAUGUAUUUAAGCAGGAAUGUACAAAUUCAGAUGUAUAUGGAUCUGUAGUAAAACCUUUAGUCGAUUCCUUCAUGGAAGGUUUCAAUGCCACAAUAUUUGCAUAUGGCCAAACAUCUUCUGGCAAAACACACACCAUUUUGGGCAAUAAAACAGAUCCUGGGCUUUUCCAAUUAGUAUCCAAUCAGUUAUUCCAGCAUGUGGCAGACCAGGUUGAUAAGAGGUACUUGAUUAGAUGCAGUUAUAUUGAAAUCUACAAUGAAAAGAUCAAUGACCUCCUGGAUAAGAGCAAUCAGGGUUUAACUAUAAGAGAAGAUAUCAAAGGAAAUGUGCUGCUUGAUGCAAGGGAAGCUGUCGUAGACAAUGUUGAUAAAGUUAUGGAGAACAUGAUGCAGGGCAAUAAGAUCAGACGAGUUGCAGCUACUCGCAUGAAUGAGAGGUCAUCUCGAUCACACACGAUUUUCCGGAUUAUUCUGGAGUCGAAAGAUGCCAAUCAGAAAGAUGGACCUGUACAUAUAAGCUACCUUAACUUAAUGGACUUAGCUGGUUCUGAGAGAGUUUCUCUGACGAAAGCUGCUGGUGAGCGUCUUAAAGAGGGGGCUAACAUAAACAAAUCUUUGUCAGUAUUAGGAAAUGUGAUAAGGCAACUAAGCGAGGGGAAGGAGUUUAUCAGUUAUCGCGAUUCGAAAUUGACUAGACUGCUCUCACAGGCUCUUGGCGGUAAUGCCAAAUCAUUGAUUAUCGGGAAUCAUGUGGCAGACCAGGUUGAUAAGAGGUACUUGAUUAGAUGCAGUUAUAUUGAAAUCUACAAUGAAAAGAUCAAUGACCUCCUGGAUAAGAGCAAUCAGGGUUUAACUAUAAGAGAAGAUAUCAAAGGAAAUGUGCUGCUUGAUGCAAGGGAAGCUGUCGUAGACAAUGUUGAUAAAGUUAUGGAGAACAUGAUGCAGGGCAAUAAGAUCAGACGAGUUGCAGCUACUCGCAUGAAUGAGAGGUCAUCUCGAUCACACACGAUUUUCCGGAUUAUUCUGGAGUCGAAAGAUGCCAAUCAGAAGAUGGACCUGUACUAUAAGCUACCUUAA
This is a messenger RNA of Acanthoscelides obtectus, 1188 nucleotides long. Lineage: Eukaryota; Metazoa; Arthropoda; Insecta; Coleoptera; Chrysomelidae. The record is from the annotation of a GenBank genome assembly.